AUGCGAAAAAGGUAAGUAUAUUAAAUUUGUUGCAGGAGAUUUUUUGAUUCGCUUACCGUGUUGUUUUACAGUGGCACCAAACGAAGACGUGAGGACGAGGACGGCGAUGCCGCUGAUGCUUAUCCUGAGGAUGAGGAUAGCAGAAGUCGUCUGACCCCGGUACCCGUGCCUAAGGGCAGGGAAAAGGAUGCCGAGUUCUCCGCUCCAAAAACUCACAAAUUGACGGAUCUCGACGAGGAGACACAAGCUCAGGCUCCAAGAGAUGAGGAUGGUCCGGCUGUCGUCGACCAAACUCAUUACAUUAUCAUUCCAUCUUAUGCGUCUUGGUUUGAUUAUAAUUCGAUCCAUGAUAUCGAGAAGAGAGGAGUGCCGGACUUUUUUAGAAACGACAACAAAAGCCGAACUCCCGAAGUGUAAGUGAAAUAGUAGUGCCUUAACUUCUGUCUUAGGUACAUGACUUACCGAAACUUCAUGAUUGACACUUAUCGUCUGAAUCCAUUCGAAUAUCUCUCAUUUACUGCUUGCCGUCGCAAUUUGUGUGGGGAUAUUUGCUCCAUUGCCCGAGUCCACUCCUUCCUUGAGCAAUGGGGUCUAAUCAACUACCAAGUUGAUGCCGAGAAUCGCCCAGCUCCAGUCGGCCCUCCAGCAACUUCUCACUUUAUGGUUUUGGCCGAUGCUCCGAAUGGAGUUCAGCCCGUUAAUCCAUUCCCACAUGGAUUCCAAUUAACUGACCGAGCUGUCAAAACUGAAAAGGUUGAGAAUAGAGAAGUUGAUCAAAAUGGGGAAGAGGAGGUCAGAGAAGAAGGAGAAGAGGGCAGCAAGAUCAAGGUGAAGGUAGAGAAACCGAAGUCUGGAAGGUUAUUUGAACCUGGGCUGAAGACUGAUCAAUAUGCAAAACAACUUGCUGCCAUGAAGAUAAAGGGUGCGGCCCCUGGCCGAGAUUGGGAUGAUCAAGAGACCUUGUUGUUAUUAGAAGCCUUGGAAAUGUAUAAGGACGACUGGAACAGAGUCGCUGAUCAUGUGGGCUCAAGGAAUCAGGAUGAAUGCAUUCUUCGUCUUCUCCAACUUCCUAUCCAGGAUCCCUUCUUGGAAGAGGGUGCGGAUGAUGUUCUUGGUCCUUUGGCUUACCAGCCCAUUCCUUUCAGUCAGGCUGGGAAUCCCGUCAUGAGUACAGUCGCCUUCUUGGCUAGUGUUGUCGAGCCAAGAGUUGCGGCUGCUGCAUGCAAAGCUGCUUUGCGUAUGUGUUUCUUUAAUUAUUUUAGGUAGUAAAAUUUUGGUACCUAAAUUAUAAUUUUUAGAAGAGUAUACAAAGAUGAAGGACGAGAUCCCUCCGCUGUUGUUGGAGGCCCAUGCAAAAAAUGUUGAAGCCCAUGCCAAGGCAAAUAAUGGAGAGAUUGAUCCGGAAAUUGGAUUGAAACAAUCGGGGAUUGCUGUUGAGGAGAAGGUAAGAGAAAUUUUGUAUCCAUUCAUCUUUAUUUAGACUGAUGACACCAAUAAAGAAGACGAAUCGAUGGAAACUGAUGAGAAGAAGGAUGAGGAGAAGAGUCCUGAAAGUGAAGUUGUAAAGGAGGCCCGUCAGUUAGUCUCAGAGAAAGUUCAGACGGCCGCUGCUUCGGCGCUGGCUGCCGCGGCUGUAAAGGCCAAGCAUUUAGCCAAUCUGGAGGAAAGGAGAAUGAAGAGUCUUGUUGCCCAAUUAGUAGAAACUCAAAUGAAGAAGUUGGAGUUGAAGUUGAAACAUUUUGAUGAGGUAGGAUGAUUUACUGUCGUUUAUAUUUUUUCAGUUGGAAGCGAUUACUGACAAGGAACGAGAAUCGUUUGAAUAUCAAAGGCAACAACUCAUAUUGGAACGUCAAUACUUCCAUCUAGAUCAACUCCGUUAUAUGCAGCAGAGAUCGAAGACUGAUGCUUAUCAUGCAUUGAUGCAGAAAGGAGAGUUGGAGCCCGGAUUUGAAGUUAGAGGAUGUCCACCGCAGAUGCAACCUCAACUGGUACCAUCACAACCAGGCCCAACGGUUGCUCCAGGAAUGACCUUACCGCCUCGAGGAGACUCUGCCAAUGGAGCACCAUCUGAUUCGAAGCCAACUGAAGUCGCCCCGGCUGAGACGGCUGCUCCAGUUGGAGCUCCCCCCGCCCAGGCUGUUCCUCAGCAGCCCACACCUCCGCAACCAGCUCCUCCAGGAGCUCCUUCGGAUAAUCUAAGCCAGCCUCAGGUAUCAAUAGCAGUUCCCCCGUCGUCAGGAGCCUCGAGUCAACCACCUCCAGCUCAAUCUUACGGGUACCAACCUCCGUAUGGCAAUGGACCUCCUCCUCCGCCCCAGGGCUAUCCCCAAGGAUACCACCAACCUCCUCCAGCUGGUCAUUAUCCACCACAGCAGCCUCCUCCACCCCAACAAUACUAUUCUCAAGGUGCCCCACCUCCAGGUGGACCUCCACGACCGUAUGCCCCACCACCACAGCAGUACAACCAGAGGUUCGGGCCUGGAUAUGAUUACAAUUACCAACAAGGACGGCCUGGAGGAUACCCACCGAGUCAAGGGCAAUAUCCAUAUCCCCAAGGAUAUUCAAGUGGUCAAGUAAGUUGUAAGCAGUACUUGUAAGAUUCCUUUAGUACUAUCCCCAACAAGGAGGUCAACCCCCUCAUCCCCCACCAACACAGCCAGGAGAAGGUCAAGAACAACCUCCGCCACAGUAA
Bursaphelenchus xylophilus (pine wood nematode) is the source of this 2692-nucleotide messenger RNA. Lineage: Eukaryota; Metazoa; Nematoda; Chromadorea; Rhabditida; Aphelenchoididae. The record is from the annotation of a GenBank genome assembly.